This is a messenger RNA of Stegodyphus dumicola, 1343 nucleotides long. RefSeq names its product fucose-1-phosphate guanylyltransferase-like. Lineage: Eukaryota; Metazoa; Arthropoda; Arachnida; Araneae; Eresidae. Gene Ontology annotation, molecular function: transferase activity, transferring phosphorus-containing groups. The record is from RefSeq and is a predicted model, not a curated record.
AUAUAUUUGAAGCAUAUUUAUAACUAUUUUAUAUGUAAUUACAGGGACAUUCACUAAGUUCUAAGCAUAGAUAUGAUGUAAUAGUUAUGAGACUCUGAAACAUGGUGAAGUGAUUGGAUUAUCCUCAAUGAAUAUUAACAGAAAAGUACAUGUAUCAGAUGUUAUUAUUUGAUUUUCUAAGUGGCUGUUAGAUGUUUCAGUAAUGUUUGCCAUUACUAGAAGUAUCAAACAAUAUACAGUGACUGAGUUUUUGACAACAGAAGGCAUAAUGCUGACAAAUAUUUAUGAAUAUAUGAUUGCUGUCAGUGAUGACAUAAUACCUUCUGAUACUGCCAUCAUAAAGUGGAAGAUGCCUUUAGUCAUGCAAAAGUGUUCCUUGAAAAUGAUUCCAGACCAGGCUACAGUACAGAUGUGACAACUGAAUUAGUAUGUGCUGAUGUUGAAAAAUAUAUGAUAGAAAACAGAUUCAUUGCUGUUUCUAGGGUUGCUAUUGAAGAGGCAUCAUUGUUGGGUUAGUGGAAAAAAUUGUGCCUGAAAAGCUGGAGGUUAUGAAAGUCUGCAUCAGAUUGGUGCCCAGGAUUUAUAUGCAUGAUGAACAAACACUGGGCUGUAUGUUCUCAAGAAGUGCUUUUCCUGAUAAAUGCAGAUAUUUGGACAUUUAAAAAUGAAGGAUUCACUGCAUUGGCUCAUCCAUCCCCUGUUCACAUUGGAACAUCUCAUGGUGUAUACAUUCUACCAGAAAAUCAAGAUCUUGGGAAUAAUUCAACUGUUAUGAGUGAAUGUUUACGUGUUCUUCAGAAGCCAUCUGUGCAUGAAAUGUAUGAUAAAAGGGCAGUACUAAAGUCUUCCUGCUUGGCUGGUAUGAGUUUCAUUUUAAAGGAAAUGCUGAAAAAUUAAAAUUACGUUUAAAGGAGAAAAUAAGAUAGCUGGUUAAAUCAAAUUAUCUAAUAUAUGAAAAUUCAGCUUAAAUGCUGAGUGAACAUAAUUAUUUCACUGAUUUAAUAAAGAGUUGGUAUUGGUUACUCUGGUUCACAUUUUCUAGUCAUAAUUUUUUGGUUCCAAGAAUUUUUUAGGUAUGAAAACCUUUAGUGACAUUUUGAUAAUCUUUAUCUGUAAAAGAAACAUUCCUGGUGACAAUCAUUUGUGUUUUUGCCUCUGACCUUUCAGUGCAUCAAUUUUGCUGACUUUUUUUCUUCACUUUUAGCAGCUGAGUAUUUAAAGAAUAAUAACUUACAAUGCAACAGAUCAAACUCAAAACAAUAGCUGUCUUUCUAUACUUUAGUAAUGUUUCCAAAAUUUCACUGCUUGUGUCUUGUUGCUAAAAACAUUCUUGGCACUGAAGA